Molecule: messenger RNA, 3220 nt
Organism: Myxocyprinus asiaticus (Chinese sucker)
Lineage: Eukaryota; Metazoa; Chordata; Actinopteri; Cypriniformes; Catostomidae
Product: macrophage mannose receptor 1-like
Exons: 6
Coding region: 298-1422 (374 amino acids)
Source: RefSeq, a predicted model, not a curated record
CUGAAUAUACAACAUACACAUACAGUCUGUAUUUCUCUCUGAACCCGUCUGUCUCUUACAUUAUACUGAUUUUAUCUUCAUAAACACCAGCACAUAUUCAAAUUCCCUUCCAAAGAACCAAAUGCACAAUGCUUCAUUAUUUUUCUCUGCACUACACAUUCGUAAGAAAUACGUCAAUUUAGAGGAAAAAUGCAAAUAUGAUUCAGACACACAGUGUGAACAGAACAACAUCAGCGUCAUUAUCAGCUGGAAUCAGGACAGAAACAGGUGAAAACUGAAGCUUUAUUUGUCUCAGAAAUGGAAAGAGUUGCAUUCAUCACUUUUCUUCUGACAGCUGUCUUCAGUUUCUCUGCAUGUGUUCCACAUCAGUAUCAUUUUGUGAAUAAAACAGUCAGCUGGACUGAAGCUCAGAGAUUCUGCAGAGAGAAUUACACAGAUCUGGCCACCAUCAACAACAAGAACGACAUUGAAGAACUGAUGAAGUCUGUGAAUGAUAAAAGUGUUCUGCUUGUCUGGAUCGGACUGCACAAGACAGAGAAUAAAACAUGGAAGUGGUCUCUGGGUGACCCUGCGAUCUACACAGGAAGUGAUUCACUGUAUCAGAAAUGGGGAAACGAUCAAUCAAAUGCUGCUGGUGACUGUGUUUAUAUGAAGAAUGGAGAAUUGCACAACAAUAACUGUACAGACAAAAACUCUUUCAUUUGCUAUAAUGCCAGCAGUAAAGAAUACAUCUUUAACAGUACACAAAUGAACUGGAGAGACGCUCAGAGUUUCUGCAGAGAGAAACAUACAGAUCUGGUCAGUGUGAGGAACCAGAAUGAGAAUCAGACGAUUCAGAACAUUAUUAAUAAUCAGACAGGAAAUCAUAAUGUCUGGAUCGGUCUGUUCAGAGACUCGUGGGAGUGGUCAGAUCACAGUGAAUCCUCAUUCAGAUUCUGGGCACCUGGUGAAGCCUCAGCAGGAAAUACUGAAAACUGCACAGUGAUCUCACUCAAUGAGCCGCGGGGGAAAUAUCAGGACUGGCACGGUGAUCAAAGCCACAAUUACCCCUUUGUCUGUCAUGAGGAUCAACUGGUUUUGAUUAAACAGAAUCUGAUCUGGAAUGAAGCUCUGAGAUACUGCAGAGAGAAUCAUGUGGAUCUGGUGUCAGUUGAUUCUCAGCAGAUUCAGCAUCAUGUGAUGAAUGUGGCUAGAAAUGCCUCAACUACAGCUGUGUGGAUGGGACUCCGUCGCUCAUGCAUUAUGGGUCUGUGGUUCUGGGUGAAUGGAGAGAUCUUGUGCUAUCAGAACUGGGCUGCAGGUAACGGCACUGGACAGGAAGACUGCAGUGGAGGACUAGCUGGAGCAGUUCAGUCUGGAGGAGAUCAGACCUGGAUCAGCCGUCCUCAGACUCAACAACUCAACUUCAUCUGCACCAACUGAAGACUGAAUCAAGAUCUUCAUCUUUGACCUGGCAUGAGUAGAGCUACAAUUUCAUCAUGUUACAUAUUUCAUUUAAAUUAAAAAUUAAAAUAAAAUUUCAUUUUUAUGUAAAUCAAUGUGAAAUCUAUCACUUCAACAUGAUGCUAAUUUUCUCUGUGGGUUGUUCUGUGCUGUUGUCCUGAGAUGAAUCAUGUGUUAAUGUGAAUGUCAGUUCUCAUGAUUCAGAAACACUCAAGAUGUAUUCAAACAUUUACACUAAUUUACUUACCUUUACUGCUCUUUAUUUUAUUUUGUGGUCUGACAUGUAGUAUCAGUAGUUUUAUUGUAUUUAAAAAUAUUUGACAGGCUGUUUCUCAAUGCUCUUGUGGACUUGUUUGACGUCAUCACCCACCUCCAAAAAAGAAAAAAAGAAAAUAGUUAAAAGUUGUUUAAUCUACAUAUGACAGCACAUAAGGAUUGUCACGAUACCAUAAAUCAUAUCUUACGAUAUUAUACCAGCUAAACUAUCACGAUACCACACGAUAGUGUGUUAAUUCUUAACACAGUUUGUCAUAGUGCUUCUUAUAAACUAGCCAUUUAAUUCCACUUGUUGCUCCGGAAAUGGUGGAAAUAACUGAUGGAUGAACUGGGAGAAGGCUCAAAUGGACUAACUUGUUACCUAAUACAUUCUUAGUUUGAUGUAAAUAUAAAAUAAAAAUAAAAUCUUCACUGCAUCAAAACAGCCAGUUCAAGCGGCAAUGACUUUAAACUUUUAUUCCAUUAUUUCUGUGGUUGUUUGAAUGUUGGCAACAUAAAAAUAAAGAUAUUGUACCUUUGAAAAGACUGUUUUGAGCAGCUGUUUCAUUAUUACAACCGCUUCAGCCCCUCUCUCUUGGUAAACAGCAGCGUGAGUGUAGAUUAUACACACACCGGUUUGACCGCACACCUCAGGGAUGUAAUCAAACUGUGACCAAACCGAUCUGGGCUGAUCGUAGAGACCAUUGGCACCGAUGCUUACGAUGCUUUUAAUAAAUGCAGCCCUGAUCAUAAGUGGGAAGUUUCUGCCACCAUGCAUUUGUAAUAAAUCUAGAGACAUGGUAAAUCUGUAAAUGUUAAGAUAAAGAAUUUAGCUUAAAUGAAGUGGCACUAAACUGUGUGUAUUCUGCAGAGGCAGUGGGUUGUGUCCAAAGGUGUUUAAUAAGGUUGCUGGUGUUUCCCCCUUUGGCUUGAAAUCUCUGUCGACAUUCCCGGUCUCAUCAGCCAAAACCCAAAAUAAUUUCAAGUCUCGCUACGUGAAUUGUGUUGUGUAAAAAGCUUCUCACUCUCCACAGUUUUAUUUACAUCCAUAUUAUCCAUUAGGAGACACGGCCGCCAAAUUAACACGUUCAGAUGUGUGUGUUUGAAGCAUGAGAAAACCACACUUUGAGAAAUAAACAAUACCAUAUUAGGGGCAAAUUCUAAACAGCAUUUUGCGCUCUUAAAGGGCACUGUGUGAAGAGGACGCCACUCAAAAAGUCUAUAUUUGUAAUAUUAUUGCAGAAAUAGGUCUGAUUUAAAUGAAGGUUUUAGCGAAAAUAAUAUUUACUACUGCACAUACAACAUAACUUACGGUACUACCGUAUUAACAGUACUACCACUUAGAAAUACGGCAUCGGCAGUAUUUUGAAGCUUUACAGCACAUCUCAAAACUCGCACAGAUCUCUUUAGUGUCCUCAUGUCUUCUGUGUUUGUUCUUUAAACGUAGUUAGGCAAGACUGAUUUUCACAAGAACACAAGAAUGAGAACGCAUCCUUAGCAUUGAGAAACACCCAGAAUGUAA